UCUUAAGAUAAUUUAUUGUUGUUGCACUCAGAUGGAACUAAGCUUCGUAGUGAGUAGCGGAUAUCUUUCUAUUCAAAUGUAAAUGCCUCUAAUUUUAUCGAUAGGAAUCAAACUGACUUGACUUUGAAUAGGUAGUACUACUAUGGUCCAAAAUGUUUUAGAAAUGAAGAUAUCUAACAAACCUUACUUUUAUUUAUUUAUCUUCUCUCUUUUCAAAACUUGGGUGGGGUGCCCAUACCCCAAACCAUAAGUCUAAUGUUUGGUUUAUAAAAUUUGGGCCAUUCAAUCACUACACAACUCUCCAUCGCUAGCUUCAAACUCCACAGCAGAGCUGCCAUGGCCGACGACCAUCCCCCACUCCAAAAUCCCCAAAAACUUCCAUUAAAAUACCGCCUCCUCCUCCGUCUUCGCUCCUUCGUCUCCCACAAAGCUCUCCGCCCCAACAUGACCGUCAAUCGCUCUCUCAUCUCCCUCUUCGAGUCCAAAGUCUCCUCCUCCUCCACCCCUCGCGACGGCGUUUUCACUUGCGACACCGUCAUCGAUCCCUCUCGCAACCUCUGGUUCCGCCUUUUCGUCCCUUCCUCCACUCCCCACGACCUCCCCAUCCCUCUCCUCGUCUACUUUCACGGCGGCGGAUUUGUCUUCUUUUCCCCUGAUUCCCUCCCCUUCGAUAUUCUCUGUCGCAAACUCGCUCGCGAACUUCAAGCCGUCGUUGUAUCUGUCAAUUACCGCCUCUCUCCCGAGCAUCGCUAUCCUUCUCAGUACGAAGACGGAUUCGACGCUUUGAAAUUCAUCGACGAUUUGGAUUCUAGCGCGUUUCCGGAGAAAUCUGAUUUCAGCCGCUGUUUUAUCGCUGGAGAUAGUGCCGGCGGAAACAUAGCGCACCAUGUCAUAGUCAGAUCUAGCGAUUACAAGUUCAAGAAGGUGAAGAUCAGAGGUUUAAUUGCGAUUCAACCGUUCUUCGGUGGAGAGGAGCGGACAGAAUCGGAGAUUCGAUUCGGAGAAACGCCGACUUUGAAUUUGGAGCGGGCGGAUUGGUACUGGAAAGCGUUUUUGCCUGAUGGAGCGAACCGAAACCAUGUGGCGGCGCACGUGUUUGGAGAGAAGGGUGUAAAGAUUUCGGGGGUGAAGCUUCCGGCGACGCUUGUGAUCGUGGGAGGAUCAGAUCAGUUGCGAGAUUGGGAUAGGAAGUAUUACGAGUGGUUGAAGAAGGGCGGAAAAGAAGUGGAGAUGGUGGAAUAUGCUAAUGCGAUUCAUGGAUUUUAUGCCAUUCCUGAACUGCCCGAAACUUCGUUGCUGAUUGAAGAAGCUAAGAAUUUCAUUGGCAGAAUAGGGAGCAGUGUAAAUGAUGAAUUGAAGUGAAGAUGACGAUUGAUCCCAUCAUUCUUCUCAUCUUUUCCACCAGAAAAGUAGGAGAUUGCAAUAUCCUCGUUAUCAACCGACGCUCAAAUUAUUCAAAUUAAAAUUACUUUUCUCCUCUUCAACAAAUCCUUCUUUAAGAUAAUUUCUCUAAACUAAAUGGUAGUUUUUAUUGUUUUUUUUUUUUUUUAAUUUAUAAGUACCUAAGUGUUAUAAAAUAUAAUAUCAAAAUAGAUCAAUUUGAGAAUACUCAUAUUCACCA
This is a messenger RNA of Cucumis sativus (cucumber), 1621 nucleotides long. RefSeq names its product probable carboxylesterase 18. Gene Ontology annotation, molecular function: carboxylic ester hydrolase activity. Bases 337 to 1362 code for a protein of 341 amino acids. The record is from RefSeq and is a predicted model, not a curated record. The transcript has a single exon. NCBI's taxonomy places the organism in Eukaryota, Viridiplantae, Streptophyta, Magnoliopsida, Cucurbitales, Cucurbitaceae. Gene Ontology annotation, biological process: pollen tube growth.